AUGAGAGCUCGGCUGGUGCUGGUCUUACUGGCACACCAUUUGCACCGGAGGAUUUGCAACAAUCGGCAGCGGCAAAGAAGCAUUCAUCGCUUGCCAGCAGCGGUCGCGCUUUUGAUUCAGCCGUAUGUGCUUUUUCACUGUGUCUUCCUGUUCUUGCUGGGAGAGUCAUGUAUGCAGAUGUGGGACUUGAUGCAGGCCAGCAGCUGGUUGGAUGCGGAGAACUUCCCGCGCUGGCCAUACUCGCGUCGGUCGAAUGACCCGAGUGAACGUGGACUCUUCGUGGUUUUCUUGCGCUGGAUGGCGAUCGCCACUCCCAUCGUAACGCUCUUAACGGGAAUGGUCACCUUAGUGCAUCUCUGGUGCCAUCAUGUGAAUUACGAGAGGAAAUUUGACAAAGGUCUUCAUUGGUAUCCCUCUCACUCACACGAUCUGGCGAUGCAAGUUGUGGCCAUGCCAUUGAUUUAUGGUGUUUUCUCCCUGGACUGUGUGAUUCAAACGCUUUUGCUGAUGACGGGCCAAGCAUCCUUUGGAGAUAAAGAGCAAGAGCAUGGCCUCGGUCUCGGCCGGACGCCCUCGUCGGAAUUCUUGAAGACCUUGGACCUCAUGCGGCACCUCACAGAGGAGCGCUGCAGCACAAACUUGGAGCUGGCAGACUUAUGUGAAGCCUGGGCUUUGUACAACUUUGGGCGCUUGUGCCUUAUGCGAAUCCGUCGGCAGAUCCGUCAGGAGGUGCCUUUGUUGCGAUCCGCCUUGGCCCGCUUGGACGACGUGGAGAAACUUCUGAUCUUCCGAGACCCCGAGCACUUCCUCUUCCGACCCCUGGAAGUCACCACCGGCAUCGGUGUGAAGAUUUUCGUUUACACCUGCGCCGUAAAGUCUUUGUUCGCCUUGACGGUGACAUUUGUGGCUGACAGUUUCCACAUCAAAUUGUGCGAAAAAGCUCCAUGGCUUUGCCAUUUGCAACGAUCCAUGGAUGGCGCGGCCUUUGUGACCUCCACCAUCGCCAUCUUGAGUUUGAUUGCAAUUGAGCAUGGCUUCCAUCAGAUUUUGGAACUUGAAGGAUUCGCUCCUCUUUUGAAGUUUUUGGGAGUGAAGGUGUUGGUCACAGUAACCUUUCUGCAAAGCUUGGUGAUCAGCUUUGUGCAACAACGGGACCUCUUGAAAUCCGAUGAAGCCAAUCUUUGCAACGUCACAUGGACAAAAUAG
Messenger RNA from Durusdinium trenchii, 1206 nucleotides. Lineage: Eukaryota; Dinophyceae; Suessiales; Symbiodiniaceae. The record is from the annotation of a GenBank genome assembly.